Molecule: messenger RNA, 1329 nt
Organism: Pseudozyma flocculosa PF-1
Lineage: Eukaryota; Fungi; Basidiomycota; Ustilaginomycetes; Ustilaginales; Ustilaginaceae
Exons: 2
Coding region: 1-1329 (442 amino acids)
Biological process (GO): L-leucine catabolic process
Molecular function (GO): 3-methylbutanoyl-CoA dehydrogenase activity; flavin adenine dinucleotide binding
Source: RefSeq, a predicted model, not a curated record
AUGGCCCCUGCAGCGACCGUAUCGGCACCGGCUGCGGCCACCCCGGUCGCGGCCAAGAGCUCCUCUCGCAUCCAGCCCGACCCGGAGGCCGUCAAGUACCCCAACUUCGAGGCGGACCCGGUGACGCCGGACGAGUUUUUCCAGCGCGCCGAGCAGGUUUCGGAGCUGCUGCACCAGGACGAGGCGAUCCGCGACCGCGGCAACGUCGUCCCCUACCGCCAGGUCCAGCUGCUCAAGGACUCUGGCCUCGUCACCCUCCUCGGUCCCAAGUCGGCGGGCGGCGCCGGCCUCGGCUGGAAGGAGGCCUACCGCGUCAUCCGCAUCAUUGCACGCGGCGACGGCAGCCUGGGACAGCUGCUGGGCUACCACUACCUCUGGUUCUGGGCCGCGGCCCUCGUGGGCACCGACGAGCAGCGCAAGCGCAUCGACGAGUGGAUCACGCGCGAGAGGUUCUUCAUCGGCGGCGCCGUCAACCCGCGCGACUCGGACCUCAGCGUGGCCCAGCACCCCGACGACGAGACCAAGCUCGUCUUUAACGGCAAAAAGACGUUCAGCACCGGCAGCAAGGUGAGCGACAUCACCAUCCUCGAGGGCACGCUGGCCGACGGCAACCACGUCUUUGCCGCCGUGCCGAGCAAGCAGGAGGGCAUCGUCUACGGCGACGAGUGGGUCGACACGCUCGGCAUGCGCGGCACCCAGAGCGGCGGCAUCUCGAUCAACAACGUCGUUGUGCCCUGGGCCGAUGCGCUCGGAUACGUCGACAAGAAGUUUGUGCCGCUCGGCGCGUACAACACCCUUAACCUGCCUCAGAUCCAGCUGGUCUUUACCUCGUUCUAUCUCGGCAUCGCCGAGGGCGCCCUGGCGCGCGGGCUGGCCUAUACCAAGGCCAACACUCGAGGCUGGCCCUACACACCCUCUCCGGCCUCGCGCGGGACCGACGAGGCCUACAUCCAGAUCGGCUACGGCGAUCUGCAGGCGCGGCUGUGGGCAUCGCAGGCCCAGAUCGAGCAGGUCGUCGACCAGGCCGCCUCGAUCCUGCACACGGAGCCGCGCACCGCCGUCACGGCCGAGCAGCGCGCCCACUUUGCGGUGCGCGUCGCCGCCGCCAAGGUCAACAUUGUCGACUUUGGCCUCCAGAUCACGAGCCAGAUCUACGAGCUUUCGGGCGCCCGCGCCGUCAGUGCCAAGUACGGCUUCGACGUGGCCUGGCGCGACCUGCGCACCCACUCGCUCCACGACCCCAUCGCGCACAAGCGGGCAGAGGUGGGCAGGUAUGCCCUCCACGGCCCGGGAGAGGAUGGCUGGCCUGCCCCGACGUGGUACACCUGA